Prorocentrum cordatum is the source of this 411-nucleotide messenger RNA. Lineage: Eukaryota; Dinophyceae; Prorocentrales; Prorocentraceae. The record is from the annotation of a GenBank genome assembly.
AUGCUUAUCCUGAGCGUGCCGGGUCCCGCUGCAGACGUCAACACGGCGCGUCAGCUCACAAGCGGAAGGGUACCCGACGCGGGCCAGAUAGACACGUCGGCGCUGGUCGGAUGGCUGGGAACCUUCGCGGCCAUCAUCAUCUUCGGCUGCUACGGCAUCCUCCUGAAGACACCGGCCAUCAAGGAAGCGAACGUCGACUCCAUGAUCUUUCAGGUGUACUUCUCCAUCGGGGUUGCGGCCUGCUCGCUGCUGAUCUGGGCGGCGGCUGGUGGCGCUAAGGACCCGGUGCUGAGUUGGCUCGGCUUUGUCUUCGGGGGCAUCUGGAUCGUCCAGCAGGCACCCGCCGUGCAGCUUGUGGGCUACGCCGUGGGCCCGGCCAUUUGGGCGGGUCUCACCAUCCGGAGGGUGUAA